Polyodon spathula (Mississippi paddlefish) is the source of this 4507-nucleotide messenger RNA. RefSeq names its product prolactin-releasing peptide receptor-like. Gene Ontology annotation, cellular component: plasma membrane; neuron projection. Bases 203 to 1357 code for a protein of 384 amino acids. The record is from RefSeq and is a predicted model, not a curated record. Gene Ontology annotation, biological process: G protein-coupled receptor signaling pathway. The transcript has 3 exons. NCBI's taxonomy places the organism in Eukaryota, Metazoa, Chordata, Actinopteri, Acipenseriformes, Polyodontidae. Gene Ontology annotation, molecular function: neuropeptide binding; neuropeptide Y receptor activity.
CAAAUACAUUCUCAUUCUCAUUCUCUCUCUCUCUCUCUCUCUCUCUCUCUCUCUCUCUCAGUUUUGCUAGGCGCUCCGAUCAGACACAGCCAACCUCAACCAGUAGAAUUGUGUGCAAGAAGACCCCGUCAACGCAUCUCAUACUGGUUGCAACUGGAGACACUGGAAAUUGCAGCUGUCAUUUAACCCCUGCCCUCCCGUGAUGGAAGACAGCGGCAGCGGCAGCGGCUGGGAGCCGAGCAGGACCGUGUUCCCUCCUCACCCUAACGGGAGCUACGCUGCCAACCCGACGGGGGUCUCGGGGAGCGGCGGCGGUGCCUCCGAGCUGCGCAACGCCUCCAGCUCCAACUCCAGCUCCCAGUUCGCCGGGGUGGAGCUGCUGCAGUCCUUCAAGCCGCUCAUCAUCCCCUGCUAUGCGCUGGUGGUGCUGAUCGGGGUCUGCGGGAAUUACCUCUUGCUUUACAUCAUCUGCCGCACUCGGAAGAUGCACAGCGUCACCAACUUCUUCAUCGGGAACCUGGCCUUCUCCGACAUGCUGAUGUGCGCCACCUGCGUGCCCUUCACCCUCGCCUAUGCCUUCAACCCGCGCGGCUGGGUCUUCGGCCGCUUCAUGUGCUACCUGGUGUUCCUCAUUCAGCCCGUCACGGUCUACGUGUCUGUGUUCACGCUGACCGCCAUCGCCGUGGACCGGUACCACGCCACUGUGCACCCCCUGAAGAAGCGGAUCUCGGUGCCCGUGUGUGCCUACGUGCUGGUGGGGAUCUGGCUGCUGUCCUGUGCCUUGGUGGCGCCGGCUGUCGCGCACACCUACCACGUGGAGUUCAGGGUGGAGGGCUUCACCAUCUGCGAGGAGUUCUGGAUGGGGCAGGAGCAGGAGCAUCUGGCCUACGCCUACAGCACGCUGAUCAUGACCUACAUCCUGCCCCUGUCCGCCCUGUCGCUGUCCUACCUGUGCAUCUCCGUCAAGCUGCGCAGCCGUGUGACCCCGGGCCAGCCCUCCUGCAACCGAGCCACCGAGUCCCGGCGGGAGCGCAAGAUCCGGAAGAUCUUCCGCCUGGUGGUGCUGGUGGUGUCCGCCUUCGGGAUCUGCUGGCUCCCCAUCCACGUGUUCAACGUGCUUCGGGACAUUGACAUCAACCUCAUCGAUAAGCGCUACUUCCUGCUCAUCCAGUUGCUGUGCCACUGGUGCGCCAUGAGCUCUGCCUGCUGCAACCCCUUCUUGUACGCCUGGCUGCACGACCGCUUCCGAGCAGAGCUGCGCAAGAUGGUCACCUGGCGGAGACGCUGCUGCUGCUGCUGCCGCGGGGGGGUAGUCCUCCCUCACAGCAACUCCGUGGCCGUCAGCGUCAUGCUGUGAGGAGGAAGAGGGUCCGGUGAAGCUAGAGAGGGCUCAGAGAGAGACUGGGUGGAGAUCUUCAGAGGUCGGUCAGGUUUGUCUUCUCCAGUAACAGUUGCCAGGCUAUGAGGACCAGGGGAGAGAGGGAGCAGAGAGGCCAGUGUGGAGAGUCCGCGGCUGGGUAGGAAUUACGAUUGAAAUCGGGGACUAAGAUAGCGUUGAGCUCUUGAAGCCUCCCCAGUAGCAAGCUCUUGGCAAUCGCUGUCAUGUUGCGAUGGUGGAGGGGAUGGCCGUGUGGUUUUACUCAGAUGCCAGGUUGUCCUCCACAUAUACCGCUGCAUGUGAGGAUGAGGGGAGAGAGCAGCUCAGAGAGGGAGAGCUCAGAGCGUGGAGCUUCAGACCUACUCAGGAACUAGAGGGGAGGCCAGGGAGAGGGGUAGGGAGAGAGAGAGAGCUCUGCGAGAUAGUCCAGGAGCUGUGAUGAUGAGUGGAGAGGUCUUGUAUAAGAGAGGCAGGGACUGUUGGAUCUGUAUAGAGGAGACGAGAAGGAGAGGGAGUAUACAUUCUAUGAGACGCAGGAGACCCAUUGAGAUGGAGAAUAGUCAGUGUAGAAAAGCCUUUCGCUUUAGAGAUAUUCCAGGUUGUCGUCUUGUCAGUUGUGUGGCUGUCUGUCUUUGCUGUGACAACGGGAGCCUUUUUGAAGUCCCAUCCCCAUUAGAAGCUACUGGCAGCAACUAUGCUUCAAAAUUUGAAAUUCUGAGUGCAAGAUCCACAAAGAAAUCGAAACGUUUAAACCACCACAGAAUCAGAUUAAGUUUAUGUUAACAUCAUUGUUUUUUUGUUUUUUUUUUAAAUUGAGUGGCUUAAAUUGAGUGUGCUUUCCCUGGCAUUCAUUGUGUGACAGACUGGCAGGUUCGUGUUGCGAUGUGAACUGAUUCUGCACUGAGAGGGAAAGAGGCUCAUCUGAGGUUCACUUAAUGCUUGAACAGUGAGCUUUUGCUAAAACAAUGUCAGCUAACAAUUCUGUUAAUCAUAAUCUGGGUUCCAUGUGAUUUUAAAACUAGCAGUCCAGUAGACAAACAGGGAUGGAGAUGCGACUCCCAUUGCACAGCGGUUUGAUCCAUUCCUGGUUUCACUACGAGUUCAAAUCAGACACACCUCAGCUUGUUGCCUAGACACACUGUGGGUGAAUCAAGCUGGAAGUACAACCUGGAAUGAAUGAAACUGCUAUGCAACCAGAGUCUUAUUUCCAACCCUGACAAACCCGUUUUGGGCAGGGCUUUCUUCAGCCUUCUUUACUAUCUGAAACGUUUGUCUGCUUGACUCUGGAAUUCUGGUUUUAUGUAUCGGCCAAGAGCAAGGCAACACUUCUACUCUGAAAAUGUACAGCUUUGUCUGUGGUUAGGAAUGCAUUUUUGUUUAAUUUCUAAAAUAAACCUGCUGCUUUAAAAAAAAAAAAAAAAAAUCUAAUGGUUUGUUUCCAUGUUUAUUGUAUCGGAUAUUUCAUAUUUAUGGGAAGCAGGCAGAGAGACAGACAGCCAGAGGGCUGUGCAGUGUUAAUUUACAGCACAUUCCCAUCUGCUCUGAAACCAGUCUGUAAAACUCAAUCUCAUCUCAUUCCCAGUAUCAAACUGGGCGGCAACCGGCCAUUACACAAACAACAAAUCAUUAGGCAACCGCAUCAUUGUGGAGAAGGAAGCGCCUUGUGCCAGCCUGCCACCCUAACUGAGGCUGACAGACAGAGUCCCAAUUUGAAAUGGGUUUAAAAGUCCAGCGGCAGAUACAAACGUGACGUCAGACUCCUUGUUCGCCGUUGCCCUCGGAUACAGGCGAGAAGGCUCAACCGGACCUCUGACUAUUAAAAAAAAACAUUGUUUCCAAUUUAGAUAAAAGCCAACGUAGCAUAAGGGCUUAGACACUCAGGCAUUGCUAGUGAAUCAGCGUGCAAAAUGCAUGUCAUUUGGCAUAAUGUAGAAUCCAUUAUAAGCUAGAGGUUACGGAUUGCAGUAAAUGACUUCUCCUCUCCACGCGGAAGCCACAGCACCACUUGAAUGAAAAGUGGGCUGUGUAAUUAUCAAAAAAUAAUAGUAGCUGGGCUCACUGCAAUUACCACUGCCUUUCAGCCCUUCAGAAACCCCAAAGAGUGCACUGCAAUCAUCCUGAAAAACACAGACUCCCGAGGCAUGCAGGCACUCUAGUGCCAAGCUAAAAAUAAAGUUAAAACACAGACAGACGUAUUCUUGAGACCGUCCCGGAUCUUUCAGGCAUCCCUUGAUUCUGCCCCAUUGGUGUUGCAUCUAAGGACAUUCCCCUCACCCCUCUCUGAGAUGCAGUCCAAUACCCUGGACUUUUCAACCGUGCCAGAUACUGCCUGCUUGGAAGCUGCCCGGUCUUUGCUUGUUCAGCGAAUCAGGGAUCUUAUGCAGUAAAACCACCGCAGGGUUUUAUGACAAUUUUAGUGUUUGCAGCAUCUUUGUUUUGCUGUAUAUUUUGUAAUUCAUUUUGCUUUGUUGUGUGAACAGAGGAAGGAUGCUCAGCCUGACGGCAUAAUUUGAGGAUGAAAAACAAAACAAAAAAACUCUUGACCAUAAACAGCGUUGGAUAGUUGGAUUUUUGUUUGGUCAUGUGAUGAGGUUUUAACCAAUCACAUGCCAGAAUUGCUAAGGACUGACUCAUAUAUGUAAUACAUGGAUGAAGGCUGUAUUUGCAUCCUGAGCCAUUCAAAAAAAAAAGAGGAAUAAUACCACAGUAGUGACGUCAAAAUGGCACAUUCCUCUUGAGUCUAGAAGAUUACACUUGAGUCCUGUGCACAUCGAGACCACUUUCAAACACAAAAUGUCUAAUUUUCAAUCACUUGGCAACACCCACAAUUCGUGGUUUUAGGCAUUUUUAACAAAUCUGUCACUGUGAAGAUUUACAAUCAUCCUUCACCAAUGGGAGCAGCAAACAAGCGAGCGAGACGAAUAAUCUUUGACUCUGACAGACUAAAAAAAAAGCAUGCCCCAUUGAACACCUUUUCCUUCAAAAUACAUUCUUUUUUUGCAGUUCAUUAUCUACCCAGUUUAAUUCACCGUUCCUGAAAUUAAAAAAAAACUUGCAAUUUGAACCUAACACUCGUUUGUUUUCCAUCUUUUAUUACAGAUACUAAUAUCCAUGUGUACCGAGCAUCAA